Aspergillus wentii DTO 134E9 is the source of this 993-nucleotide messenger RNA. Its product is annotated as SIR2 family NAD-dependent protein deacylase. The transcript has a single exon. The record is from RefSeq and is a predicted model, not a curated record. NCBI's taxonomy places the organism in Eukaryota, Fungi, Ascomycota, Eurotiomycetes, Eurotiales, Aspergillaceae. Bases 1 to 993 code for a protein of 330 amino acids. Gene Ontology annotation, molecular function: NAD+ binding; histone deacetylase activity, NAD-dependent.
AUGAGUGACCAGUCCACGAUCGACACCGUCGCAAAUCUCAUCCGCAAUGGUAAAGCCACUCGCAUCGUCGUCCUGGCUGGCGCAGGCAUGUCCACCGCAGCAGGAAUCCCCGACUUCCGCACCCCAGGAACAGGUCUCUAUGCCCGGUUGCAAAAGCUGAAUCUACCCUAUCCCGAGGCGGUCUUUGAUAUCAACUACUUCCGGCAUACACCAGAGCCAUUCUAUGCCCUAGCGAGGGUUCGUCAUCCACGCAGUCUCACGCCGACAUUAUCGCAUGCUUUCCUGGCAUUACUGGCGAGAAAGGGGUUACUGCACAUGCUGUUUACCCAGAAUAUCGAUGCUCUGGAUGUGAGGGCUGGAAUUCCGAAGGAGAGAAUGUUCGCAGUGCAUGGAAGCUGGGCUACACAGCGGUGUAUGAAGUGCAAGGUUCCGUAUCCCGAUGAUCGGAUGAUGGAGGCUAUUAAGACUGGCACUGUACCGUACUGUCCGGUUGAUGGAUGUGGAGGCGUUGUCAAGCCGGAUACUGUUAUGUUCGGAGAGGCCCUUCCAUCGAACUUCGAAACUGAAGAGCAGAAAGUGGGCGAGGCGGAUUUGAUGUUGAUCAUGGGCACCAGUUUGAAGGUUCAUCCAGCAGCUAGAUUGCCUGGUCGGGCCGCAGAAGGUGUUCCUAGGGUCCUUAUCAACCUGGACAAAGCGGGAGAUAUUGGGAAACGACCGGAUGAUAUGUUUAUACUUGGGAAAUGUGACGAGGGAGUGCAGAAGCUGGCGGAUGCACUUGGGUGGAGGGAAGAGUUAGAGACGUUAUGGAAGGAGAUAUCAACGAAAGAAGAUGAGCAAGUGGAUGUGAGCAAGGAACUGGAUGCUGCGAUUGAGCAGCUCAGCAAUGUGAUGAAGGAAUCCAGGCAGGUUUCCACUGGGCAUAAAAAGAUGCUGGAAAAUCACCUCGAGUCCAAGUUUGCUGGACUGUUAUCCAAGAAGCAAUCUUCUGGUUGA